Molecule: messenger RNA, 1043 nt
Organism: Phoenix dactylifera (date palm)
Lineage: Eukaryota; Viridiplantae; Streptophyta; Magnoliopsida; Arecales; Arecaceae
Source: RefSeq, a predicted model, not a curated record
CUCCCCUCCGUUCCGGCGAAAAGCCGAAAACGCAAGAUAAAAUAAAAUAAAGGGAAAGCAGUACUCGCUGGAGAAGUGUAGAGGAUUUCCAAGGAAAAAAGAAAAAGGUAUUGGGGGACCGGCAGCGGCGAUGGGGAUCUCGAUCGCGGUGGUGGCCGUGAUCUUGUUCCUCGACCUCUUCGCCUUCGUCCUCGCCGUGGGUGCAGAGAUGAGAAGGAGUACGGGGAGGGUGGUGCCGGACGAGUAUGAUGAGCGGACGUACUGUCAGUACGACUCCGACGCGUCGACGGCGUACGGGCUGGGGGCGUUCGGGAUGUUGCUGUUGAGCCAGGCGGUGGUGAGUGGCGUCACCCGCUGCCUCUGCUUCGGCCGGGGGCUCACCCCUGGUCGGACCAGGGCCUGCGCCGUUGCUUCCUUUGUUCUCUUCUGGUUUAGUUUUGUGGUGGCGGAGGCAUGCCUCGUGGCAGGGUCAGCUAGGAACGCAUACCACACAAAGUACCUGGGUUACUAUGCCAAGCAGGACUUGUCAUCAUGUGUAGCACUGCGAAAGGGGGUCUUUGCAGCAGCAGCUGCAUUGGUGUUGGUUUCCAUGGUGAUGUCUCUCUUGUUCUAUUGGAGCUACUCCAGGGCUGACACCGGAGGAUGGGUGAAGCACCAAAAUGAAGGUGGCGUGGGAAUGGCAGAGUAUGGUCCUAAUAAGGGCGAGUUCGGACUGCCCAAGGCUUAAAGAUGUUCUUGUUGUAUAAUUCUGUUUGUGUCUCUUCCUCUGGGGAACUGCGAGAAUUCUUUUGCUGUCAAUAUUAUUAAGGUAAUGCUGGUAAAAUAUGGUGAUCCAGGAAGAGGUCAGCCCUGAAAAAAGUGUCAUAUAGGAAUAUGACCUCAUCUCUUUCUGAGGUCAGUAGUUUUCAUCAAAGAACGUAUGCAGUUGGCCACUGCUAAUUUCUUCUGGAGCCCUGUGUCUUGCCAGUUUUAUGUGAAAUCUAUCCAUCUAAAUGAGUGUAGUGCCAUAAUUAAUGAAUGUGUCAUGCAAAUAAGUUUUGCUA